AGUGUUUCUGGGUUCAGAAAACAACACAGACCACUCACAAAAAUGUUGAAGCUGGUGGUGUUGUCUUGCUUUUUGGCGGCGGCUUCCGCAUCGGCCGUUGUCGGUCUGGCUCCUUUGGCGUACGCCGCGCCUCUGUGGCAGCCGACCAACUACCGCGGACCGCUGUCGCUGGCUCCCGGCCAACCCGCCAACAUCUUGGCUGCUGAUGGCAGGCCUCUGGACACUCUGGAAGUGAACUUGGACCGCUCUGCUCACUACACUGCCAAAGCCUUCAAUGGAUUACACUUGUUGAAGAAGCGGUCGGUCGCUGUCGUCGGACCUCUCGCCACUCCUUUGGCUUACGCCGCUCCUUUGGCUUACGCCGCGCCCUACUGGCAGCCAUACAACUACCGUGGCCCACUUUCCCUGGCUCCCGGACAGCCCGCCAACAUCCUCGGCGCUGACGGCAGGCCUCUUGACACCCUGGACGUCAACUUGGACCGCUCCGCCCACCUCACCGCUAAAGCUCUGAGUGGUGCACACAUCCUCAAGAAGCGCUCCGCGACCAUCAUUGCCCCCAUCAGCACUGUGGCCGUCGCCAGAGCACCACUGAUCGCCUCCUCCUACGCCAGCGCUAUCCCUUGGGCGCCCUUCAGAACCAUCUCAUACGCAACCCCCGUCACUCACUACCUUUAUAAAAGACAAACGCAAUUUUCGGAGCGGCAUCAGUGUUUCAUAACAGCACAGACCACUUGCACAAUGUUUAAGUUGGUGGUGUUGUCUUGCGUGUUGGCGGUGGCGUCCGCCUCGGCAGUUUUUAGCAGCUACGUUUCGCCGAUAGCUCCCUUGGCGUACUCUGCACCGUUGUACCAGCCCUACAACUACCGCGGACCUCUAUCUCUGGCUCCAGGUCAACCCGCCAACAUCUUGGGCGCUGACGGCCGGCCUCUUGACACCUUGGAUGUAAACCAGGAUCGCGCUGCUCACUUCACCGCUAAGGCACUCGACAGUGGAUUCCACCUUUUGAAGAAACGGUCCGUAGCUGUCGUCGCUCCUUACGCUGCCCAGCCGAUUCUCUCCUACGCGGCUCCAAUCACUCCCUAUGCUACUUCCUAUGUAGCUCCUUUGGCCUAUUCUACGCCAUACGUGCAGCCCUACAACUACCGCGGCCCACUAUCGCUCGCUCCCGGACAGCCUGCUAACAUCCUCGGCUCCGACGGCAGGCCUCUUGACACCCUCGACGUCAACUUGGACCGCUCCGCUCACCUCACUGCCAAGGCUCUUAGCGGUGCGCACAUCCUGAAGAAGAGGUCUGUUGCUGUCGUCACCCCCGUCAGAACUAUCGCCGUCGCCAGGACGCCACUGAUCGCCUCUUCUUACGCUUACACGCCAACAGCUUUCUCUGCUUCAUACUACAACCCAAUCUCUUACGCGGCUGCUACACCUUUCGCUCACUACCUGUAAAUUAUGUUUUACUUUUGAUCGACCAAUGCAACAAUGAAUUAUUAUUGUUAUUUUUAACAACUUGUUUUGAUAGUUU
Molecule: messenger RNA, 1519 nt
Organism: Maniola jurtina (meadow brown)
Lineage: Eukaryota; Metazoa; Arthropoda; Insecta; Lepidoptera; Nymphalidae
Exons: 2
Coding region: 43-1443 (466 amino acids)
Source: RefSeq, a predicted model, not a curated record